UCUCUCUCUCUCUCUCUCCAAAAAAGGCAGCCCCUACUAGAGUACUAGUGUACCACCAAUUCCAAAAUCAUCGCUUGGUUUUUUUCUUCCCCACUCUGAAUUUAUAAGACAAAAGCAAAGUGAUGCCAAAAUAAUGAAGAAAGAAAGUGUCAUUCCUCAAAUUAACAUGACAUAGAUACAUAGUAGGAGCAAAACACAAAAACAAAGGGAAAGAGAGAGUGGGGGAAUAAUGGGAAAUUACAGGUUCAAAUUAUCAGACAUGAUCCCAAAUGCUUGGUUCUACAAGCUUAGAGACAUGAACAAAUCAUCAUCAUCAUCAUCAUCAAGAAAGCAAAAAUCACAAACUCCUCCUCUUCCUCCUCCUCCAUCCAACAAGAAAACCCAACCUUCUUCAACAACCUCGAAUUCAACAAAACCAAAGCAGCAAUUCAACAACACCACCACUCCAAGAAAGUCCUAUUACUUUACAAGACAACACACCACUUCCCCUCAGCAACAACCAAGAAAAUCAUCAUCAAAACAGAGACCAACAAUAAAGACUAGUAGAAGAACAACUACUCCAAGACUUUCUUCUUCUUCUUCUUCUUCUUCUAAGUUUCUUGUUAUCAAUGUGACGCCUACGAUUAACACUACUACCUCCGAUGGUGAAUCAGAGUUCCAAGCAGAGCCAGAAUUCAGAACAGACCGUGUUCUUCACACCGACUCUAAUUCUAAUUCCUCCUCGCUUGAUGACAUCAUCAUUGAUGUCGACAACAACUCCAUUUCCACAACAAAAUCUGACAUUAACAACAACAACAACAAACAUCUUCCUCUUCCUCCAAUUCUCACCAAACCAAAGAACCAACAAGAAUCUAGAAACAAGAACAAGAACGCCACCACCCCGUGUUCUAGAAGAUUCUCCGUUAGCUCAGCCGCAGGGGCCAGGAGGCUUAGGAUCAAUUCUCCCAGAGCUUCCGGAGCAAGUUUCCGGAAACUCCAUCAUCAGGCGGACGCGUCAGGCGGCCAAAGAAGCACUACUUCUUCGGCGGUUACUGCCGCGUCCGCCGGACGAGGGAGGAGUGUUUCGGGAAGCUUUGCGAUAGUGAAAUCAUCGUUGAAUCCGCAGAGAGAUUUCAGAGAAUCAAUGGUGGAGAUGAUUGUGCAGAACAACAUAAGGAGUUCGAAGGAUUUGGAGGAUCUUCUUGCUUGUUACCUAACUCUGAAUUCAGAUGAGUAUCAUGGCUUAAUCAUCAACGUCUUCAAGCAAAUUUGGUUUGAUUUAACUGAUAAUAACAAUAUCAAUUACAUGUACCAACGACAAGAAUAACAAUAUUUUAUCUUUUAUAGAUUAAUUCCAAAAUCAAAAUUUUCUCAUGUGUUUAAUUUCUUUACUUUCAUAAUACAAUUUUAUUGAGGUCUAGAUAUAUAAUAUUGGUUAAUUGAGUUAAUUAAAUGGACAUUAAUUUAGUCCUAGCUCAUUAUUUGAGCGGAUAAAUAUACUUGAAUUAUCAUACAGCACGGUUAAAGUUAAUGGAACACCGAGAGAGUGUUUAAUUUGUGUUUUUAUUUUUAGUAUUUUUUUAAGAAAAAAAUAAAAAUAAGAUAAAAAUAGAAACAAAAUUUUAUUGUUUUUAUUUUUUUUUCAUAAAAUUCAUAAAAAAAUACAAACUAAAUACACCCUAAUAAUAUUUAGAAGUUUUCAUAUAGCAUGGUAUGUAGGAGUGUUUAUGAGCCCUGUAAAAUGGGUUUGUUUUAACUCAAAUUCGACCUUAAAUUACACAUGGAUUGGAUGAAGUCGAGUUCGUCUUGACUCAGAUCCGACCCAAAAUAAUGAUAAAAUUUAUUUUUAAAAUCUUUAUCUAAUUUUAAAUUUGAUAAAAUCAUACUAAAUUAAUUCCUAAAAUAUUCAGGGUCGAGCCGAACUUUCGGGUCAGGUCGAGCUAUGUGCACCCUAAUGAUAUGUCUGAUGGUGGUGAAUGGUGAUAAUGAAAACGGCUAAGGAGGAGUAAAAAUGAGAAGAAAGCGAAGCUGGUGAUAGCGUUACUCUAUGAACAAAAAUGAAAGGAAGUUGACUGUUGGUCAAUUAUAUUAAAUGAAUAUGAUUACUUGAGGAUUAAAUUAGGUUUA
This is a messenger RNA of Arachis stenosperma, 2106 nucleotides long. Its product is annotated as transcription repressor OFP1-like. The record is from RefSeq and is a predicted model, not a curated record. Gene Ontology annotation, molecular function: DNA binding. The transcript has a single exon. Lineage: Eukaryota; Viridiplantae; Streptophyta; Magnoliopsida; Fabales; Fabaceae. The coding region runs from base 230 to 1306 and encodes 358 amino acids. Gene Ontology annotation, biological process: negative regulation of DNA-templated transcription.